CGUUUUAAUGAGAAUUUAUGCACUUUUAUGUAUAAUCGCAAUAGCGUAUUGCACAUAAACUACAAACUAGGCAAGUAUGUUUGAUGAAUAGCUCGGAUUACUGACCAAAAGUAAAUUAGGAAAAACCAUGUUAAAUAUGAUAUCAUUGCAAUAAUUUACAGAAGUGGAUUUUAGUCCAUUAUAUGCAGCUAUAGAUGACAUAGUUGAAUCAACCUAAUAAGCAAAAUAAGAUGAAGCUGAAUCAUUGGAUUCUUUCUUUUAGUAAUUCUUGAGCGAUUCAGAGUUCUAUUAAAAUCAAGUUACAGAAUACAAAACAGAAGUUGCAUAACAUGAGAGUGACAUUACAACAUUCAAGAAGGAUAGAAACAGCUUAUAAUAAAGUUUAUAUGAUAAAAGCCAAUAAUUGAGUGAUUCCCAAAAAAAUCAAGCAUAAUUGCAAAGAACAGUGUAGAAUAACGAUUAGGCAACAGCAAAGAAGACAGCAGAAUACGACUAAUCAAUUUCCAUAGUUGACUAAGUUAUAGCAAAAUUGCAAUUGAUUAAAUAGUCAUCAUUUAUUGAAGUAAACAAAGAGGAUCUGGCUGUUUCAGCUGCCACAUUCUCAAGAAGAUUGGGUGAAGUAUCUCAUCUUCCUCAUCUUUUUGAGCCAUUGUCAAAAGUAUUGAUCUAAAUGAGCACAUAAGGGUUUGCUGAUUAAGAAUAAGCAGGAAAUGCAGUCAAGUUACUUCAAAGUUUGAGGGAAGAUUUGGUGGCCACAAAAUAGGCUUUAUUAAUGAAUGCUCAAUUGGAAAAGGACACCAACAAUGGAUUGUUGACUUCUUUGGAGGAGAACAUCAAUUUAUUGAAUAACGAGAUAAUUCCAUAAUUGAAAGGAGACAUUGAAACCAAGGAUGGUGAAAUCGCAACCAAAUCAGGACUUUUAAAGGAUGCAUAAUCUAAUUUGGAUACUGCUUAGGCCAAUCUUGAUAAUGUGAAUGCUGGAUGGGUUGCUAGAUAGGAAUAGAAUAAGCAACUCAAUGACGGGUGGGAUAAUGAGUUGAUGUUGUUAUCUUAAGCCGAAUCAGCUUUGGAGAGAGGAGGAAUUAGAAGAUUGUGAACAAUAUUAUAAGCAAUUUAUCAGAUAAUAUUUAUAAAUUUUAUUUGUGA
Molecule: messenger RNA, 1146 nt
Organism: Paramecium tetraurelia
Lineage: Eukaryota; Ciliophora; Oligohymenophorea; Peniculida; Parameciidae
Exons: 6
Source: RefSeq, a predicted model, not a curated record